UAUUUUAAUAUUUUAUAUAGUAUGUGAACUACCUGAAGGUAAUAAUUGCCAUUGUGAGUAGUUUUAAUUUACAAACUAAAAAUGCUUGCUGUUUAUGUUUUAUUUAGCUUUUUGUGUUUUGCUGUUCCCCCCAGUAAAACUGUUCUAUUCAUGUGCACAGCACAUCACAUAUGCAAAUCAUUUUUUGUUUUCUUUUUGUAAAUAAUAAAGUUUGUGCUUGAGUAAAUAGACCCACAGCAUCUGAGGCCAAUGUAAACACCUUUCAGUUGCCAUCACAGUAGUUUCUAUAGUAGAGCCCAGGGGGCCUCUGUUGAUCUCUGGCUCUAAACAUGUCCAACAGACGGCGCAACCCUGCCGAAUACUCAAAAUAAAAACACACUGUGAAGCGUCUGAAAGACAAUUAGUAAGAGUGCCACUGCAGUGUCAGUGAACGCAGCAGGGUGCCGUAGCCCAGCAGCACCCACAUGCGCCCCGUGGAGUCAACAGCAGGCUCGUGUCUGGCACAGAGCGACGCCCUUGUCACACUGCUCUCAUCAGCACCACCCUCAUAUCCCAACAGCAAGGCUCGUCAAGGUACUGCAUGCAAUCACGAGCAGAGCAAACCCGGAAGUGUAGCAAUGUGCCAUACGGUAAAGAAUAGCUGAUUUUAUUUCGGAGGCAGGGCUCUCGUCGGUUGUUUAAUAUUGAUUUAUUAACAAGUCGUUUCGAUUUUAACACACAAAUCGACAAAUCUGCAGAAAUUAAGUGCAGUUUAUUUUGAAAGCAACUUCCGGAAAAUGUAGUCCGCACAUUGCCUUACUUGACUGUGGUCCAUCUGGCAGGCUCCCUUCCCUUAGGAUGACUGGGAGUGACGCAGGGCAGUCGGAAAAAACUGGGGCUUGAGGGUGAGGACGGGGAGAGCGGCGGUGAUGCAGGAAGGACUGCAUCUGUAAUUCGACUGGCUUCGACCCGAUGCAUGGCCUCCCUGGCUGCACAGAGGACACGAGAGUCACCUAUGCGCUGGCUCGGCGGUGACAAAUAGGCUAAUAAGAAGGAACCACCACCUCAUCCCCGGGGCGGAUCGGGUCGCACGCUCCCAGGAUCGCAAAGGUGUCCGUCGCAUUCGCUUGGAGGAUAUUCGCGCACCCCGGUCCGUCGUUUUAAUUCACAAUAAUUCCACCAUGAACUACCUACGUCGACGACUGUCGGACAGCAAUUUCAUGUCCAACCUGCCCAAUGGCUACAUGACCGAUCUCCAACGCCCCGACCCGCCGCAGCAAAGCCCCGCAGUGUCGCCCGGGCCGUCCGAGAGGCGCCAGUCCACCAGCCAGCAGCCGCCGGUGGGAGGAGGAGGCGGCGGCGGCGGCGGCGGCGGCGGAGGAUCCAGCUUCUUCUCGUCCAUCUCCAACGCCGUCAAACAGACCACGGCCGCGGCUGCGGCGACCCUGUCCGAGGCGGCGGACCGGGCCGGAGUCUCCAGCAGCGCCAAGCUCCUGCUGGUGAUCGACGACCAGCAGACCGACUGGGUGAAGGUGUUUAGAGGACGGAAGGUCCACGGUGAAUUUGACAUCAAGGUGGAACAGGCCGAGUUCUCUGAAAUCAACCUGGUGGCGAACGCUGCAGGCUCGUACAGCGUGGACAUCGAUGCCAUCAGGAAUGGACACAAGGUCACUAAAACCGUCAAACCAGACUUUGUGCUGAUUCGGCAACACGCCUUCAGCAUGGACAAGAACGGGGACCACCGGAACAUGGUCAUCGGACUGCAGUACGCCGGGCUGCCCAGUGUCAACUCUUUGCACUCGGUCUACAAUUUCUGUGACAAACCGUGGGUGUUCGCUCAGAUGUCUAGACUUCACAAGCAACUGGGCCCGGAGGAGUUCCCACUGAUUGAGCAGGUUUAUUAUCCCAACCACAAGGAAAUGAUCACCUCCCCGCGGUUCCCCGUAGUGGUGAAGAUGGGCCACGCUCACUCAGGAAUGGGAAAGGUGAAAGUGGACAAUCAAUACGACUUUCAAGACAUCGCCAGCGUCGUGGCACUGACCAAGACCUACGCUACGUCUGAGCCUUUCAUUGACGCAAAGUAUGACGUGCGCAUCCAGAAGAUCGGCAGCAACUAUAAAGCCUACAUGAGAACAUCAAUUUCUGGUAACUGGAAAACCAACACGGGUUCAUCCAUGCUUGAACAGGUGGCCAUGUCAGAUAAAUACAGGAUGUGGGUGGACUCAUGCGCUGACAUCUUUGGAGGGUUAGACAUCUGUGCUGUGGAGGCUCUGCAUGGGAAGGAUGGCAAGGACUACAUUAUAGAGGUUGAUGACUGUUCGAUGCCGCUGAUCGGGGACCAGCAGGACGAGGAUCGUGUUCAGAUCGCAGAACUGGUGGUGUUUAAGAUGAACCAGACAGUUCCACGAACGUCAAGCCCCGCUGCAGUCCGUGCAGCAGCAGGACAGCCGGCACAGAAAGCGGUGUCUCCUCAACCUGUCUCACAGCCCAGAGUACCCCAGGCUCAACAGCGCCCCUCUCCUCAAGGUGGUCCUCAGCAAAGCCCCCCAUCUCAGCAGCGUCCACAGCCUCAGGGCCAGCCGCCUGCGCAGGCCCAGAAAUCGCCCGCCAGCCCCUCAGCAGGCGACCCCAGUGCCCAGCCGCGGGCCCCGGGCCAGGGGCCUCCUCAGGGCCAGAGGCCGCCUUCCGGCCAGGGCUCCUCUCAGCGAAGUCAAGGAGGUUCCCCGCAAGCUCCCAGACAGCAGUCUGUGCAGAAACCCGCUGCAGGAGGAACGGGCCAGAAGCCUGCGGGGGGUCCCCCCCAGCAGAGGCCUGCCCAGCCCCCUAGGCAGCCGUCACAGGGGGGGCCACAGCAGCAGAGGGCCGCCGCCCCCACAACCCAGCAGCCCCGACCCGCUGCCCCUGGAGGACGGCCCCCGCUGCAGCAGAAGCCCCAGCCCCCGCAGAAGCCCAGUCAGGACAACCCGGCGAUGGGCGGCUCGCCUCAACUAAACAAAUCCCAGUCUCUUACCAAUACCUUCAACAUUCCAGAAACCCCAGCGCCGCGGGCCAGCCUUAGCCAGGACGAGGUGAAGGCCGAAACCAUACGCAAUCUACGCAAAUCUUUUGCCAGCCUCUUCUCUGACUGAGGCGGCAUAAGACCCCCCCCCCCCCCCCUCCUCCUCCUCCACCACCACCACCACCACCCCACUCCCCUCCCACACCUCCUUCUGCUGACAGACAGAUGGACAGGCAAACUGAAGGACAGAUUGCGUCUUCCCCCCAAGAACUUGGACCAACAGGAACACGUCAACUGAUGUACAUGGACCCCGUCACGUGUACACACUUGGCACCCACUGCCUAAAAAGUUCAAAUCUUUUAAAUUUAUCAAAAAAAAAGAAAGUCCAACACGCGUGAACCUUAGGCACUGUUGUCUGAAACAUUCCUCACCUCACGCCAGUCACCCGCACACGCAACCACACAAACGCCCGUACAUGCAUGAGCACCCGUACACACAGAAACACGAACCACACCGUCCCGCUCCCACUCGUCGUCGGUGCCGUGGCGUCGUUGUGACCUUUUGCGUUCGCGUCUUGAUGGUUCACAGAUCAACCGGAUGAGUCAGGGAGCUGCACAAGGAUUAUUGAAGUGAAGUGGGAGUGGACUCAAGGCUAUAUUUAAUUUUCUUUUCUAAAAAUAAAGGCUUUCCUUCCUGCGUUUUGGACAACGAGCUGCUAAUAAAAUUAAGUGGUACAAGCAGCAGCUCUACAGCAAAAAUCUCACGAUGCAAAUGUUUGACCUCUGAAGAGAAACUAGAGCAAAUAUUCCUCUAAUAAUUUUUGUACAGUGCUUAACUCAUAGCUGUCCGGUGUUAGCUUAGGCCAGAUCUGUUUGAGCCGUUGGACACAUUAAUGGAGACUUAGCUGCAUGCUGACAGGAGGCAAUGGUUGCAUCUCCCAACCCCUGACAUUGGCGCUUGUAACUGUGUCGUCACGCGUAGUUGAACCCCCCCCCCCGCCCGCCAGUCCAGUAGUCCAGUAGGUGUUGUGAGUGUGUUGUUGCUGCCACCUUCCUUCCAGUUUCGUUCUAUUGCACAAGUUCAAAAGCUGUCCACCUUUCGACGCAUGCCUUACACAGACAGGGCGGUCAGAUCAAAUGGAGCUGUCUCAGGGAUGUCCACUUGAUUGUGACACUUGUGUGGGUGAGGGUCUUAGGGAAAAGGGGGUCGCCAAGCUAGAAUGUUUUUAUGAUUUCAAACGCACUUGCACACAGUAUGCUAAAUAAAAAGACUAAUAAAAUGAUACUUGAAUACAGUGACAUGGUCACUGACUGAUGUACAAAGUCUGUGUUCUCAGGUUUGUUCAUCUGUCACUUGACAAAGCAACAAAAGCAACAGCCCCGUCUGUGACGGGUGCAAUACAGUAGGACAGAGCCGAGGCCCAGUGCAGAGCUGUUAGGUCACCGAUAGACUCCUUUUUCAUGGUGCAAUCAUUUCAAAGCAAUGUAAUGAGGUAACCUAAUGAACCUGCUGCAUGCCUGAUGCUCGGUGGAUUGUGUCAGGGUCAGGUGGGAAGUAGCAGAGCCUCCGUUUCCACAUUUGCCUCUCGGUUUUUAACGGGUUCACAGUCUAUAAGGAGACGUCACGCUCCACAGCAAACCUCAGCCAAGGAAUGUUACACACUGUAUAUGCGGCUCACCUACUGUACACAGUAAAGUGAAUGGUACAGGCACCUCUGCAUUAAAACCCUGCCACUGCUCCCUGCUUCUUGAUCAACACUCACUCCAGACCAGUACACAACCUUACGGUUACUGGAGAGCUUUCGUUUCAGUUUCAAGGCUCGACAAACGUCUUCCAGAAGGAGCGCUUUCCAUUUGAAUGUCAACGUAGUACGGCAAUAUCAUGCUUUCUAGAGAAGACCCAAUAGCCAAAAGUAUAAAGAAGUCCUGAAUCCCCCCUGCAGAUUCUCCACGCUGCCUGUGUUUCAGUCUGUUUGUGUAGCCACAGUGACCCCUUGUGCUCAAUGGUGCAUAAACGUGUGAAUGUUGUUCUGUGACUGGUCAGACUCAAUAGUUGUGUUGUACAGAGCUCAGAGUGAUCCGGAUCGUCACAUUUACCCCCCCUCGCUGCUAUUUGUGCUUGUUGGUAUUCUUCGUGUCCUAUCGGUUUCCUUUUCCAUUGGAUUCUUUGCUCCUCACUCGCCUCCGUUUGCUGCGUGAGCACUAGUGAUGCCGGUCUUCUUUUAAAAAGUGUCGGUACGCGACCGCGGCGUCGCCAGCUGCCGCGCGGAUCAGUAGGAGUAGCCUCGUGUCAUCGUUACACUGACUGUGUAAUUUAUGAAAAUGAGCCAUCACAAUCAGCAUGGAUGAUUAACUUUGUGAAGUGUAGUUACUGUCACUCAGAAGCUUGUUGGCCAUAUUAAGAGAAACCCAUUUCCCAUUUUAUGGACAAGAUGGACUGUGGCACAGAUGCAAGAUAAAAAAAUAAUAAUUUUAUGUACUUGUGUUUUUGAUAUUCAGAUUAGUUUUUCCUUUUGAGAGGUUUCCAUCAUUUGUGGUGAAUAUAUUUGACUGUGAAUGUACUUUUCUUUGUUACUGCUAGUUUGGUUUUCAACGCAUUGUAUAAUCAUUGUGAAAAGAGUGGAUCCCUGCGAACUUGACUCAGUCGAUGCUUGUCAGACUUAAAAUAUCCUAAAUGUAAGUGCAGAAAUCAAGCUGAGGUUUUUGAAAACAAGAUAUACCAUAAUGUACAUCAUAGUUGGAUUAUUGAAUUACGUGUAAAACAAUUGAUGUUAUAUGCAAUGUAGCUAUAUAAUGUGAAAAUGAGUAUGUUACUAAACAUGCAUAUGUCUAAUAAAGUCUAUGAUCAACA
This is a messenger RNA of Betta splendens (Siamese fighting fish), 5827 nucleotides long. RefSeq names its product synapsin I (gene syn1). NCBI's taxonomy places the organism in Eukaryota, Metazoa, Chordata, Actinopteri, Anabantiformes, Osphronemidae. The transcript has 14 exons. Gene Ontology annotation, biological process: neurotransmitter secretion. Gene Ontology annotation, molecular function: ATP binding. Gene Ontology annotation, cellular component: synaptic vesicle membrane; synaptic vesicle. The record is from RefSeq and is a predicted model, not a curated record. The coding region runs from base 1161 to 3107 and encodes 648 amino acids.